Messenger RNA from Anastrepha obliqua, 585 nucleotides. RefSeq lists its product as uncharacterized. The record is from RefSeq and is a predicted model, not a curated record. The transcript is spliced from 4 exons. Lineage: Eukaryota; Metazoa; Arthropoda; Insecta; Diptera; Tephritidae. Bases 1 to 585 code for a protein of 194 amino acids.
AUGUAUGAGAUCAAAACAAAAUGUGUUACAACAUCAAUCUUCUUGUUAGCCAAUAGCCAACCAAUAGCCACACCAACAAAUAACAAUUGGAAGAAGAUUGCUGUGAGGCCUAGAGUGGAGUUUAGCAACACCGAGUGCAUUGUUACCGACAGGUCGUAUAUCUACUUCGAAACAUGCAGAAUAAAGGCGAUUAAUCGCACUUACAAAUACUUUUCAAUGCGUGCAAAAUUUCCUAGACAUGAGCCUGUUCACAAUAUUUCGAUGACUUUUGCUUUGCUACGAAAAGCUAACGGUUAUAAGCCUUUUUUAUAUAAUUUCACUGUCGACGCAUGUAAAUAUAUCAAGAAGCGUAAUAAUCCCGUUAUUAAAUACUUUCAUAGCUGGUUCGAGAAAUACUCUACCAUAAAUAGAACUUGUCCAUAUGGGCCGCAAGAUGAAAUCGUUGAUAAAUUGCCUAUAAGUUACAUUAACCAUGUGGCAACCGAAAUUCUACCUUUACCAAACGGUGAAUAUGUUUUUCAUACAAGUUGGUUUUUUUACCAGACAAAGGUGGCCAUUGUUAAGCUAUUUUUUCAAAUUCUAUAG